This is a messenger RNA of Aspergillus costaricaensis CBS 115574, 1221 nucleotides long. Its product is annotated as LEA domain protein. The transcript is spliced from 4 exons. The record is from RefSeq and is a predicted model, not a curated record. NCBI's taxonomy places the organism in Eukaryota, Fungi, Ascomycota, Eurotiomycetes, Eurotiales, Aspergillaceae. Gene Ontology annotation, biological process: polyketide metabolic process. The coding region runs from base 1 to 1221 and encodes 406 amino acids.
AUGACCGGCCAAGCAAUCGACCCUCCCCCCAGCCUCCCUGUGCCAAAUCAACAAGUGCAUGCACCGGGCGUCUACUUGCUACACCCUCUGUCACGCCUCGGCACGGGUCCUGGUAUGAUCAUACUGACUUCUGGGAGAGACCUCGGAGGUUUGCGUCUAGACGAUGGAGUUCCCUCACCGUUCCUCAAAUGGGCUGAAGAAGGCUACGCGGUGGCGGCAGUAUGCUUAGCUGCCUUGGAGGAUGAACAAGAUGGCAUAUCCUCUGCCCUCGAAGCGUUGUCCAGUUGCGACAACUGCCAGCCCAAGGGGAAAGUUGGACUUAUCGCAUACGACCCCGACGCAUGGCUGAAGGUCGCUGCAUCAGCGCACGCUCACCAGGAGGUUGUCGGAGUGGUGGUAUAUGGGAAUGUGGAUUCGCCGAUCCCCAAACCAGUCUUCCCAAUGCUUCAGCACUUGGCUGGAGCAUCUGCGACAGCAAAAAUGGUAUCCAACACCGAGAACUGCCAGGCGUAUGGAUACGCAGCUGUCAGUACAUAUCAGUUUGCCACCCCUUUUCAGCCGGCGUUCGAUUACACCGCCGAGUCUGUAUCACACACACGAAACCUAAGCUUCCUGAAACCUCUAAUGGGGGGCCCAUACUUCGAUUUGGAGGCCAUCUGGGAAGAACAUACGUAUCAUGAGUUUGAGACGCGCUCUGUACCUCAUACGAUGGCAACCAUGGUGCAAGAGCCGUAUGUGAAUCAUAUUCCCACGAACCACUUUGUUUUCAAUAACCCCGAAGACGCGGAACUUGAGCUUAUCAGUCGGACGGUGGGUAUUGAUCGUGUCAUUGAUGAAUUUAUAUACAAGUUCACGCACGACACCCAGAUUGACUGGCUGCUUCCUGGUAUCCCACCCACUGGUCGCAAACUAGAAAUAUCUUUUACCGCAGUUGUCAACAUAAGGGGUGACCGGCUGUACCACGAGCACAUUGCGUGGGAUCAACUCACUGCUCUGAUUCAGUUAGGGCUCAUGCCAGAAUAUCUUCCUUGGACACACCCCGCGCCUACGGGUGUGCAUAUGGGCACCAAGACGAAACUUGAGUAUAGAGUACCAGGAGCUGGGCGCGACACAGCGAAGAAGAUGAGGGAUAGGAAUUCUGUGGAAUCAAAUAGAAUGUUUGAGCACUCGGUUCGGGAAGUGGACUCGGUUCAACCGACGGUGUCCCCCAAACUUGCUUAA